UCGAGUUUAUACAAUUUAGUUUUUAAGCCGGUUGCCUGUGAGCGGGGCAUGUUAGCGAAUUUUAGCACUGAGGCUUAGCUGGCUCUAGAGCCUUUUUGUGUGUUAGGAAUCGAAUACGGAACUUCGGGUGGACGGUGGCACCCGUCAAAUCUACCCGUGCCAUGGCGCCGGGAAUUUUAUUUUUUAUUUUGGCGUCGCUAGCGUUUACACUUGCCAGCGAAGAUGUACCAAAGAAUAACCCAAAAGAUAUUAUAAAUGACGAAGUUCGCGCAGCCAGGGACUACAACGGAAAUGACAAUGAAGUAGUGGUUGACAUCGAAGAUGAUGAGAAGAAACAGUAUUAUGAAACUAAUUACGAUACAAGUGCGUAUGGAUUUGGUUACGAUGUCGGCCCUAAUGGUCAGUUUCACCACGAAAACCGAGGACCAGAUGGCGUCACCUACGGUUGCUAUGGUUACGUAGACCCGGACGGCUACCUUCGAGCCACACACUAUGUAGCUGAUAGUCACGGAUACAGAGUUGUAGAGCCAGAAAAGCCAGUUGAAGUUUACCCGGACACUAACCAUGUAUACGAUGAGAAUUCUGGCAACGCAUCCGAAAUACCUGGACAAAUUAUUACUUGGGACAAAUUGUACUUCCCUAAGGGAUGUGGAAGGACCCCAGGUGGUGUUCCGCCGAAACCCCGACCGAAGCCAACCCCGCGACCCCCGAAACCCCCAACAGAUAGUACUGGGCAAAACAGUAACCCCAAUCCUGGAGUGAUUUACCCUGGAGGUCCAGGAUACUAUCCCGGUACUUCCGGAACCCCCGGCUCCCCCGGCUACCCUGGAUCUCCAGGCAGUCCAGGAGGACCUGGUGGACCAGGAGGAGCGGGAGGCGGUUAUUACCCCGGAUCAGGUGCUGGCGGUCCAGGUGGACCAAACGGACCAAAUGGACCUAACGGACCAAGUGGUCCAGGGGGACCGAAUGGACCAAACGGUCCUAGUGGUCCAGGUGGACCUAAUGGUCCUGGAGGACCAAACGGCCCGAAUGGACCGGGAGGAUCAGGAGGCGGUUAUUACCCCGGAUCAAGUGGACCAUCUGGUCCCACUGGUGGAGGUGGCUACUACCCAGGAUCACAAGAUGGUGGAUAUUAUCCAGGACAACCAGGCUCCCCCGGAUUUCCAGGAUCUCCAGGCAGUCCUGGUGGACCAGGUGGACCAGGUGGACCAGGUGGCCCAGGUGGCCCAAGUGGACCCGGUGGCGGUUAUUACCCAGGUGGUCAAGCACCCGGAGGAGGAGGUUAUCAUCCAGGACCCAGCGGACCAAAUGGACCAUCAGGUGGUGGCUAUUACCCAGGACAACCAGGAAGUCCAGGCUUACCGGGUUCACCAGGAUACCCGGGUGGACCCGGCGGACCUGGAGGUCCAGGCGGCCCAGGAGGACCAGCAGCGAGUAGCCCCGGUCAAGGACCAACUGGAGGCUACCGGCCAGGACAGUCGGGCAAACCAAGCGGACAAGACGGAACAGGAGGACCCAGUGGCCCAAGUGGCCCACCAGGAAGCUAUUAUCCAGGAUCUCCAGGAAGUCCGGGCUUACCCGGCUCACCAGGAUAUCCAGGUGGUCCUGGCGGUCCUGGGGGACCAGGAGGCCCAGGUGGACCAGGGGGACCAAGUGGACCAGGGGGACCAAGUGGAGGAGGCUACUUGCCAGGACAAUCAGGCGGGCAAAAUGGACCAGGAGGUCCCAACGGACAAGGAGGCUCCGGUGGACCUAACGGGCCAACAGGAGGAGGCUAUUAUCCAGGUCAAUCUGGAGGUCCAGGUUUACCAGGCUCGCCAGGUCAUCCUGGUGGUCCCGGAGGCCCUGGGGGACCAGGUGGUCCAGGUGGACCAGGGGGACCAAGUGGACCAGGAGGACCAAGUGGAGGAGGCUACUUGCCAGGACAAUCAGGCGGUCAAAAUGGACCAGGAGGUCCCAACGGACAAGGAGGCUCGGGCGGCCCUAGCGGGCCAAUAGGAGGAGACCAUUAUCCAGGUCAACCCGGCAGUCCAGGUUUACCAGGUUCACCAGGAUAUCCGGGUGGACCAGGGGGCCCGGGUGGACCAGGUGGACCAGGCGGACCUGGGGGACCAAGUAGUGGUUAUAACCCCGAUUCCCAAGGACAACCAGGCGGCCCAAGUCAACCAGGACAACCAGGCCAACCCGGUAAACCAGGCUAUCCAGGAAAACCAGGUCAACCAGGCACCCCAGGACAACCAGGAACCCCAGGCAAGCCAGGCCAACCCGGACAACCAGGAACACCAGGUCAGCCCGGAUAUCCAGGACAACCAGGCCAACAAGGGCAAAUAGGCCAACCUGGCAAACCAGGCUAUCCAGGACAACCAGGCCAACCAGGCUACCCAGGCCAACCCGGCCAACCAGGAACACCAGAUCAGCCCGGAUAUCCGGGACAACCAGGCCAACAAGGCCAACCCGGACAACCAGGCUAUCCAGGACAACCAGGCCAACCAGGACAACCCGGUAAACCAGGCUAUCCAGGACAACAAGGCCAACCGGGACAACCAGGCUAUCCAGGACAACCAGGACAACCCGGUAAACCAGGCUAUCCAGGACUACCAGGACAACCAGGAACACCCGGACAACCCGGCCAACCAGGAACACCAGGUCAGCCUGGAUAUCCGGGACAACCAGGCCAACAGGGCCAACCAGGCUAUCCAGGCCAACCAGGCCAACCAGGCUAUCCAGGACAACCGGGCAAACCAGGCACCCCAGGCAAGCCAGGCCAACCCGGCCAACCAGGAACACCAGGUCAACCAGGAGGUCCAGGCCAACAAGGACAACCAGGCUUCCCAGGACAACCAGGAACACCAGAUCAGCCCGGAUAUCCGGGACAACCAGGCCAACAAGGCCAACCCGGACAACCAGGCUAUCCAGGACAACCAAGCCAACCAGGCUAUCCAGGACAACCGGGCCAACCAGAAACCCCAGGCAAACCAGGCUAUCCUGGACAACCGGGCCAACCAGGCACCCCAGGCAAGCCAGGUCAACCCGGCCAACCAGGAACACCAGGACAACCAAGCUUCCCAGGAGAACCAGGAACACCAGGUCAGCCCGGAUAUCCGGGACAACCAGGCCAACAAGGCCAACCCGGCCAACCAGGCUAUCCAGGACAACCCGGCCAACCAGGAACACCAGGUCAACCAGGAGGUCCAGGCCAACAAGGACAACCAGGCUAUCCAGGACAACCAGGCACCCCAGGCAAGCCAGGCCAACCCGGCCAACCAGGCUAUCCAGGACAACCAGGCCAACCAGGCACCCCAGGAACACCAGGUCAACCAGGAGGUCCAGGCCAACAAGGACAACCAGGCUAUCCAGGACAACCAGGCCAACCAGGCUAUCCAGGACAACCGGGCCAACCAGGCACCCCAGGCAAGCCAGGCCAACCCGGCCACCCAGGAAAACCAGGUCAACCAGGAGGUCCAGGCCAACAAGGACAACCAGGCUUCCCAGGACAACCAGGAACACCAGGUCAGCCCGGAUAUCCAGGACAACCAGGCCAACAAGGCCAACCCGGACAACCAGGCCAACCAGGCUAUCCAGGACAACCCGGCCAACCAGGAACACCAGGUCAACCAGGAGGUCCAGGCCAACAAGGACAACCAGGCUAUCCAGGACAACCAGGCACCCCAGGCAAGCCAGGCCAACCCGGCCAACCAGGCUAUCCAGGACAACCAGGCCAACCAGGCACCCCAGGAACACCAGGUCAACCAGGAGGUCCAGGCCAACAAGGACAACCAGGCUAUCCAGGACAACCAGGCCAACCAGGCUAUCCAGGACAACCGGGCCAACCAGGCACCCCAGGCAAGCCAGGCCAACCCGGCCAACCAGGAACACCAGGUCAGCCCGGAUAUCCGGGACAACCAGGCCAACAAGGCCAACCCGGACAACCAGGAACACCAGGUCAGCCCGGAUAUCCAGGACAACCAGGCCAACAAGGCCAACCCGGACAACCAGGCUAUCCAGGACAACCAGGCACCCCAGGCAAGCCAGGCCAACCCGGCCAACCAGGCUAUCCAGGACAACCAGGCCAACCAGGCACCCCAGGAACACCAGGUCAACCAGGAGGUCCAGGCCAACAAGGACAACCAGGCUAUCCAGGACAACCAGGCCAACCAGGCUAUCCAGGACAACCGGGCCAACCAGGCACCCCAGGCAAGCCAGGCCAACCCGGCCAACCAGGAACACCAGGUCAGCCCGGAUAUCCGGGACAACCAGGCCAACAAGGCCAACCCGGACAACCAGGAACACCAGGUCAGCCCGGAUAUCCAGGACAACCAGGCCAACAAGGCCAACCCGGACAACCAGGCUAUCCAGGACAACCAGGCCAACCAGGCUAUCCAGGACAACCCGGCCAACCUGGAACACCAGGUCAACCAGGAGGUCCAGGCCAACAAGGACAACUAGGCUAUCCAGGACAACCAGGCACCCCAGGCAAGCCAGGCCAACCCGGCCAACCAGGCUAUCCAGGACAACCAGGCCAACCAGGCACCCCAGGAACACCAGGUCAACCAGGAGGUCCAGGCCAACAAGGACAACCAGGCUAUCCAGGACAACCAGGCCAACCAGGCUAUCCAGGACAACCGGGCCAACCAGGCACCCCAGGCAAGCCAGGCCAACCCGGCCAACCAGGAACACCAGGUCAGCCCGGAUAUCCAGGACAACCAGGCCAACAAGGCCAACCCGGACAACCAGGCUAUCCAGGACAACCCGGCCAACCAGGAACACCAGGUCAACCAGGAGGUCCAGGCCAACAAGGACAACCAGGCUUUCCAGGACAACCAGGCACCCCAGGCAAGCCAGGCCAACCCGGCCAACCAGGCUAUCCAGGACAACCAGGCCAACCAGGCACCCCAGGAACACCAGGUCAACCAGGAGCUCCAGGCCAACAAGGACAACCAGGCUAUCCAGGACAACCAGGCCAACCAGGCUAUCCAGGACAACCGGGCCAACCAGGCACCCCAGGCAAGCCAGGCCAACCCGGCCACCCAGGAACACCAGGUCAACCAGGAGGUCCAGGCCAACAAGGACAACCAGGCUUCCCAGGACAACCAGGAACACCAGGUCAGCCCGGAUAUCCAGGACAACCAGGCCAACAAGGCCAACCCGGACAACCAGGCUAUCCAGGACAACCAGGCCAACCAGGCUAUCCAGGACAACCCGGCCAACCAGGAACACCAGGUCAACCAGGAGGUCCAGGCCAACCCGGACAACCAGGCUAUCCAGGACAACCAGGCCAACCAGGCAAGCCAGGCCAACCCGGCCAACCAGGAACACCAGGUCAACCAGGCUAUCCAGGACAACCAGGACAACCCGGUAAACCAGGCUAUCCAGGACAACCAGGAGUUCCAGCACAACCAGGCUAUCCAGUACAACAAGGCCAACCAGGCCAACCCGGACAACCAGGCUAUCCAGGGCAACCAGGCCAACCAGGCUAUCCAGGACAACCAGGACAACCAGGCUAUCCAGGACAACCAGGAACACCGGGCCAGCCCGGACGACCAGGUCAACAAGGCCAGCCCGGACAACCAGGCUAUCCAGGACAACCCGGACAACCAGGCCAACAAGGUCAACCAGGCCAGCCAGGACAACCAGGCUAUCCAGGACAACCAGGACAACCAGGCCAGCCAGGACAACCCGGUAAACCAGGCUACCCAGGACAACCAGGAGGCCCAGGCCAACAAGGUCAACCAGGAAUACCUGGCCAGCCAGGACAACCCGGUAAACCAGGUUAUCCAGGACAACCAGGAACACCAGGCCAACAAGGAUAUCCAGGACAACCAGGCCAGCCAGGACAACCCGGUAAACCAGGCUACCCAGGACAACCAGGAGGUCCAGGCCAACAAGGUCAACCAGGCCAACAAGGCUACCCAGGUCAGCCAGGAACCCCAGGACAACCAGGAACACCAGGCCAGCCAGGACAACCAGGCACCCCAGGACAACCAGGAACACCAGGCCAGCCAGGACAACCAGGAGGUCCAGGCCAACAAGGUCAACCAGACCAACCCGGUCAACAAGGCUACCCAGGUCAGCCAGGCACCCCAGGGCAACCAGGAACACCAGGUCAGCCUGGACAACCAGGCACCCCAGGCCAGCCAGGACAACCAGGAACACCAGGUCAACAAGGCUACCCAGGUCAACCAGAAACACCAGGCCAGCCAGGACAACCAGGCACUCCAGGCCACCCAGGACAACCAGGAACACCAGGCCAACAAGGCUAUCCAGGACAACCAGGCCAUCCCGGUCAACAAGGCUACCCAGGGCAACCAGGAGCACCAGGCCAGCCAGGACAUCCAGGUAUCCCAGGCCAGCCAGGACAACCAGGAACACCAGGCCAGCCAGGACAACCCGGUAAACCAGGUUACCCAGGACAACCAGGAACACCAGGCCAGCCAGGACAACCAGGCACCCCAGGCCAGCCAGGACAACCAGGAACACCAGGCGAACAAGGCUAUCCAGGACAACCAGGCCAUCCCGGUCAACAAGGCUACCCAGGUCAACCAGGAACACCAGGCCAGCCAGGACAACCAGGAACACCAGGCCAACAAGGCUAUCCAGGACAACCAGGCCAUCCCGGUCAACAAGGCUACCCAGGGCAACCAGGAACACCAGGCCAGCCAGGACAACCAGGCACCCCAGGCCAGCCAGGACAACCAGGAACACCAGGCCAGCCAGGACAACCCGGUAAUCCCGGUUACCCAGGACAACCAGGCCAACCGGGUCAACAAGGCUACCCAGGGCAACCAGGAACACCAGGCCAGCCAGGUCAACCUGGAACACCAGGCCAGCCCGGACAACCAGGACAACAAGGUCAACCGGGAGCACCAGGACAGCCCGGCCAGCAACAGCCAGGAAAGCCAGGCGGUGGUGAUUCGGUUGGUGAAUCAACUGGCACUGGUGUGCAACCCCCGGUUUAUCCACCGGGGCAAAUGCCUCCGUUCCCAAUGUAUGUCAUACCCUAUCCUUUGCCUAUCGUGCCAUAUCCAGGUUCCUGUCCGUGCUACCUCUUGAAUCCAGGAAAUAACAGCAGCAGUACAGCUGUCACCCAAGCGCCAACACAAAGCCCUCCGCCAUACUAUUCACCGUAUGGAAUAAUUGGUUUUCUACCUGUGGUCUUCGUCCCAAGCUGCCCCGGUAACGUAAGUAAUAUGCAAACUGCACAACAGAACUUCCCCGGAGCUGUACCAGUUCCAUACAAUUGCGCCCAGUGCCAGGCAAACCAAGACAUAUAUAGAUAUUUCGGGAGAAUUGGUGGCGCUCGAAGCGUGGAUUUCAACGAUCUAAAAGAAAUAACUUCCCUGCCAGAAUUGGAAAGUUUAUUGAAAAAUGAAAUAAAUGUGCCCAGAAAAAGUCUGCGAAGAAUAAAAGUACACGCCCGCGUUUUAGACGAUAAGAAAGACGAAAAGAAAACUGUAUCGAAAGAGUAAACUUAAAUCGACUGUAUAAAUAUAAGUAGCCUAUUAGUAAUUUAAAAUUUUGGGACCGGCCGAUUUAAUCUUGGACGGUUUCGAAAUUUCGUUGAGUGAUUCAAUUUAUAAUAAAGUGAACCCACUAUAUAAAAUAAUAUUGUAUGGAGAUAGCGACUUAUUUCUAGUUAAUAAUGAAAAAUAAUACUCGAUGUGAAUUACUCAACUUUUAAUAUUUAUUAAUUUUUAAAUAGAUAUUUAUAAAAUAUUCUGUAUAGUAUUAAGCAAUAAAUAAUGUGAAAUAAUAUUGUGUUU
Molecule: messenger RNA, 7760 nt
Organism: Pieris napi
Lineage: Eukaryota; Metazoa; Arthropoda; Insecta; Lepidoptera; Pieridae
Gene: CPR146
Product: collagen alpha-1(III) chain-like
Exons: 23
Coding region: 162-7466 (2434 amino acids)
Source: RefSeq, a predicted model, not a curated record